Molecule: messenger RNA, 1484 nt
Organism: Arachis ipaensis
Lineage: Eukaryota; Viridiplantae; Streptophyta; Magnoliopsida; Fabales; Fabaceae
Product: RING-H2 finger protein ATL11
Source: RefSeq, a predicted model, not a curated record
CAUGGUCCAUGGCCUUCUCGCCGCGAUGCUGCUCCUCCUCCACCUCCUCCUUCCCCCGCCUCAUACCGCCGCGCAGGCCGUUAACUCGCUGCCGCCUCCGCCGCCAGAUGCCAUCUCCAAGGUGAAGUUCGACAAGUCCAUGGCCGUCGUCCUGGUCAUCCUCGUCAUCGUGUUCUUCGCCCUCGGCUUCCUCUCCGUGUACACGCGCCAGUGCGCGGAGCGUAGGAUGAGGGCGAGGUUCGACCUCACGUUCCCCCUCGCCGGAAGCCACCGCCGGCAGCGUGGUUUGGACCGGGAGAUCAUCGAGACGUUCCCGACGUUUGUUUACUCCGCCGUGAAGACACAGAAGAUAGGUCGUGCCACGCUAGAAUGCGCCGUGUGCCUCAACGAGUUCAACGACGACGAAACGCUGCGUUUAAUUCCAAAGUGCAGCCACGUGUUCCACCCUGAUUGCAUUGACGCAUGGCUCGCUAACCACUCUACCUGCCCGGUUUGCCGCGCCAACCUCUUCCCCUCCGACAACAACAAUAACGAUAACGGCACCUUCGUUGACGUUCAGAUCCCCGAUCCUGAGUCCAACGGUUCACAUAGAUCCGAAAUUGCACAGAUUAAUAACGGUAACGAUAACGGCGGAGGAGGAACGGCAACGGUAACGGAGUCUCCGAAGAUGGAUAGUUCAGUUAAUCAGAGGCGUACGCCGUUACGGUCAUGGUCAACGGGGUUUAGGAUUGGGAGUUUGUUUCCAAGGUCGCACUCGACGGGUCACUCGCUGGUCCAACCGGGGGAAAGCUUGGAGCGGUUUACGCUGAGGCUGCCGGAGGAGGUGCGAAACCGGCUGCUUAUGAGUUCGACGCCAUGUCAGACGACAAGCAACGGCGGCGCGGCGUUCUCGAGAGAGAGCAGCGUGAGGAGAGGGUUUAGAACCCGGAGUGUGGGUCCCGGGAGGGGCUACUUGCAGUAUGAACGGUUUGGCGGGGUGGAGCGGCGAGGGUUCAAUUGGACGCCACCGUUUUUUAGUAGGGCCAGUUCUACCCGGUCUCCGGGGAACGGUACGACGGCGGAGGAGAAGAAGGAGGUGGCGGUGGAAAUUGGUGAACGGUCUUCGGAUCGGUUAUUUGCAGGUGGUGAGAGUUAGGUAUUUGUUUAGGUUUCUAAUUUAGGUAAUUUGGUUGGUUGGUUGGAGUUGAAGGCGAUUGUCACAAUUAGCUUCAUUUUCACACUACAAUUUUACAUUUAUUUUUACUUUUACUUUUACCAAUGUGUCAAAGCAUACAAUAUCAGAUAUAUACACACAAAAUGCUACAUAGAGAUUCAUCCAAACAGCCAUGGUAAGGGGUUUCAGUGGUUGGAAUUCAUUCAUGACGCGUAUAUGUUAAGCUCACAUGUAUCUAUCAACUGAGCCUCGUAACCUUCUUCAUAGAAACAAAAUUACAUUAUAUUUUUUGGAAUACUUAUUUUUAUUGUAAUGUAUAAACUUUUUAAAA